AUGAUAAGCGAUCAAACAAAACACCGUGACCCACCCCCACCCUGCAACUUGGUCCGCCUCAAGACACCUGUCGUCUUUCGCAAUUAUCAUCACAGUGCUGCCACUUCCACAGCCUCCAGUGAUCCGCCUGUCCCCGCCACAUCCUCUCCACCUCCUCCGACCCAUCUUGGAGUAAUGAGCAGCACAUUUAAAUUACACGCAUUCCCACCCAACCCAGACCAACCCCUCGUUCACAUGUCCCAAAUUUCGCCCAGGCAAACGCCUCCACCCCGUCCAGUAGAUCACGCCGCGUUUGUCUUCUUCUUCGGCGGUGGUCGUUUCGCCUGCACAACGGAACGAGGAAUGAAGCGCGUCAAAUCGCUCGGUAUCGCGGCGGAACUUGUCUCCGCGGUAUCGCGAGGGCGCUUUGAAGUCGAGGGAGACUGUGGAUCGGGUUCUGACGGCAUCGAUCGAAACAUCAUGGCCUGUUGGACAGCAAUUGGGAUCCUAAAACGGAAGCUGGAGAAUGAAGCAAUAGUCGGUGGGCAGCACCAGCACCAUCAAAUCGGGGAGCAGCGACUGUUGAAAGCAGGCGAUUCGAGGCCCAAACAGUCAUUUGCACGAGUUGAAGCCGUGUUGGUAAUUGGGCACGAUUUUCUGCCAACAAAAUGGCCCCAUGCUGCGGAAGUGACCCGCUUUGCAUUGCUCCACCCUCCCCCCUCUGAUCCCGGACUUCCGGAGGGGAGGGCGCGGUGCAGCACCUCCGGGAAAUCGAUCUGGAAUGACACCGACGGAGGGUCGCUUGUGUGUGCGCAGCACGACGGCGCCGUUGACGUCUGGAAUCUGCUGAUAGCUAGUGAUGUUGAAGGUGCUUUAGAUAUCAAGGCACCAGCUUCAACGCCAUCACAGACCCCUCUUGGUGUUUGCUUGCCAAAGACCCCGUUGUCAAUGGCAACAAGAAAUGCCGCCAUUGCGUGGCAUACAAGUGAUAGAAGCACACGAUCUGGUCGUGAAGGUGACCUCAUCACGGGACUGCCUGGACCACUACGUCGAGACGACACCGGGAGACACACGGACCACCGCCAGGUGUGGCGAUGGUGCGGCCCUCCCCUGCCACUCACUCCAGUUCCCCUCCGAACUCCAUUGGUCAACAACCCUCGUUUGUCAUGCCUGUCGUGGGUGGACUGUAGACCGCGCGACCUUGAACGACAAGACCGUCCGGAUAAGAAAAAUCGAUUCGAUUUGAUGGUGCAGAGCGAGGCACAAGCUCGUCUCCUCACUGCUCCAAUUAAACGAGGAAUCGGAGGCAGCGACUGGGUUGAAGAUUAA
Messenger RNA from Mesocestoides corti, 1308 nucleotides. NCBI's taxonomy places the organism in Eukaryota, Metazoa, Platyhelminthes, Cestoda, Cyclophyllidea, Mesocestoididae. The record is from the annotation of a GenBank genome assembly.